AUGGGAGAAUGGACCAUCUUGGAGAGGCUGCUGGAGGCGGCUGUCCAGCAGCACUCUACCAUGAUUGGAAGGUGGCCAGAAAAAGGAGACCGAAGGGAUGUCCGUGUUGCUCUGUUUCUUCUGGAUAUGAUCCUGCUGACAGUGGUGGUCAUUUUCCGCAUCCUAAUAGUCGGCAUAGUGGGUGAGAAGGUGUACGAGGAUGAGCAAAUCAUGUUCAUCUGCAACACCAUGCAGCCCGGCUGCAACCAGGCUUGUUACGACAAAGCCUUCCCCAUCUCGCACAUUCGCUACUGGGUCUUUCAGAUCAUCCUGGUGUGCACGCCCAGCCUGUGCUUCAUCACAUAUUCUGUCCACCAGUCAGCGAAAGCACGGGACCGGAGCUACUCCCUCCUGCAUCCUUACAUGGAUCACCACAGUCAUGGUCACCACGGUCGCCAUCAUGACCACCAUGCACGCAAGCUUCACUCCCGAAACAUCAAUGGCAUCCUGGUGCAUCCCGACAGCAGCAAGGAAGACCACGACUGCCUGGAGGUGAAAGAGAUCCCCAAUGGACCUCGAGGACUCCCUCCCUCUCAGAAGAGCUCCAAGGUGCGACGGCAGGAGGGCAUCUCACGCUUCUACGUCAUUCAGGUGGUGUUCCGGAAUGCCCUGGAGAUUGGCUUCCUGGCUGGCCAAUACUUUCUGUAUGGCUUCAACGUGCCGGGGAUGUUUGAGUGUGAUCGUUACCCGUGUGUGAAGGAGGUGGAGUGUUACGUAUCCCGCCCUACAGAAAAGACCGUGUUUCUGGUCUUUAUGUUUGCAGUGAGCGGAAUAUGUGUGUUACUUAACCUGGCUGAGCUCAACCACCUCGGCUGGAGGAAGAUAAAGACGGCCAUCCGAGGGGUGCAGGCACGCCGGAAGUCUAUCUGUGAAGUGCGCAAGAAGGAUGUUUCACACCUGUCCCAGGCCCCAAACCUGGGCAGGACCCAGUCCAGUGAGUCGGCCUACGUCUGACAGAGGCUCCUCUGCCUGGGGGCUCGAGGACCUUUAGCAUUUUGGAGAAGAGCCUUUCCACGGCCCAGGACCCCCGAUCAUUAGGGCACAAAACUCACCACUGCAUUAUUAUUCAGGAGCACAGACAGACUCUGUGUAGCAUCAACUCACCAUGUAGACUUUGACACUUCAAGA
Notolabrus celidotus (New Zealand spotty) is the source of this 1167-nucleotide messenger RNA. RefSeq names its product gap junction delta-2 protein-like. Gene Ontology annotation, cellular component: connexin complex. Gene Ontology annotation, biological process: cell communication. The coding region runs from base 1 to 993 and encodes 330 amino acids. The transcript has 3 exons. NCBI's taxonomy places the organism in Eukaryota, Metazoa, Chordata, Actinopteri, Labriformes, Labridae. The record is from RefSeq and is a predicted model, not a curated record.